Molecule: messenger RNA, 3793 nt
Organism: Prosopis cineraria
Lineage: Eukaryota; Viridiplantae; Streptophyta; Magnoliopsida; Fabales; Fabaceae
Product: pentatricopeptide repeat-containing protein At5g39710
Exons: 5
Coding region: 650-2911 (753 amino acids)
Molecular function (GO): protein binding
Source: RefSeq, a predicted model, not a curated record
CUCAGGCUCGUUCACCGGCGCACUGGCAUCUCACCCGCAGACUUCGUCUCUCCUUAGUAGUGCAGAUCUGCCUCUCGGUCUCUGAAUAUUUGUCUCCAUCUCCAUCUCUGUUUAUUGUCAACGUUCGCCUGUCACUUUGGAAGCAAAGGGUUUUGUCAGUCGUCAAUUAAAUGAAAUAGCAUGCAUUUUGUUUUCAUUUCCCCCCUUUAGUAGCACAGUGCAAAGUUGAUUGAGAUUUGAGAAGCCAUUUAACCGUGUCUCAUAGUGCAUGUCACAACUGAGUUCUGAACCCAUAAUUUGUUCUUCCUUUAUGUACUAGAAUAUAAUUGAUUCAUACUAAUUAUAUUAACAAUUUACUCACUGGUUCAUUUACAUCGCUGCUGGCUUUAUCCCAGCCAUUGACUGCGGACGAACUUCAUCAUCUGAGGGAGCAAUUUGCUUUGUUUAUAUAACUUGGACAACAUGCGGUUUGUCACCCAAAAUGAUUGAUUGGAUUAUAGUCUGUCUUUGACACGCACCUCCUCCAUCUCCCCUGUUAGCGCACGAUGCUCCCUGUUCGGUGCAGAAAAUCUCCGUGAAGUCGUCUCCUUUCGACUCUUCCAGUCCUAUCUUCUUCACUUAAAACCCUAGUUUUUGUUGUCUUCCCCAAAUGGGUCUUCUAAAACCCCAUAAUUGUCGUCCACUAUCAUCCCUUUGCUCACCCUCCGAUGCCCAUCUAGCUAAUAAGGCAAUCAUAUAUCUUAAACGCCAUCCUCAACAACUGAGUUCUCUAUCUUCCCAGUUCACUCCCGAAGCAGCUUCUUAUCUACUCUUGAAAUCCCAGUUCGACCAACCUAUUACCCUGAAGUUCCUUGAUUGGGCCCGAAGGCACCAUUUUUUCACGUUCCAAUGCAAGUGCCUCGCCCUCCACAUUCUCACCCGCUUCAAGCUUUACAAGUCAGCUCAGAGCCUUGCCGAGGACGUAGCCCUAAGCGCAACCGAUGACAGUGGUGAAUUGAUCUUUCAAUACCUAAAGGAUUCGUAUCAUUUAUGCAAUUCGAGCUCGGCUGUCUUUGAUUUGGUGGUUAAGUCCUAUUCUCAUGUUAACUUGGUCGAUAAGGCCAUGUAUAUUGUUAAUCUAGCUAAAGCCAAUGGAUUUAUGCCUGGCGUGCUAUCAUAUAAUUCGAUUCUGGAUGCUGUUUUAAGGUCGACUCGUUCUCUUAAAUUGGCUGAGGAUAUUUAUAGUGAGAUGAUUAAAACUGGGGUGUCUCCAAAUGUCUAUACCUAUAAUGUUCUAAUUCGUGGUUUCUGUGGGGAAGGAAGCUUAGAAAUGGGGUUUCACCUCAAGCGUAAAAUGGAAGAAUAUGGGUGCUUGCCGAAUGUAGUUACCUACAAUACAAUACUCGAUGCGUAUUGCAAGAUGAGGAGAAUGGAUGAAGCAUUUAAGUUAUUGAAAUCGAUGCGGAUGGAGGGUGUGGAGGCGAAUUUGAUUUCGUAUAAUGUGGUGAUCAAUGGAUUGUGUCGAGAAGGGAGGAUCGGGGAAACUCAGCAGGUACUUGAGGAGAUGAAUAGGAAAGGUUUUUCUCCAGAUGAGGUGACUUUUAAUACACUUGUCAAUGGGUUUUGUAAAGGAGGAGAUGUUCACCAAGCUUUAGUUUUGCAUGCGGAGAUGAUGAGGAAAGGGUUAUCACCAAAUGUUGUUACUUAUACUACAUUAAUAAAUAGUAUGUGCAAGGCUAAGAAUCUAAACCGUGCAAUGGAAUUCCUAGAUCAGAUGCGUGUUCGAGGACUCAUUCCAAAUGGGAGAACUUAUACGACAUUGGUUGAUGGGUUCUGCCAGCAGGGAUUACUGAAUGAAGCUUAUAAGGUUAUCAAUGAAAUGAUUGUCAGUGGAUUUUCACCUUCGAUUAUAACUUAUAAUGCACUUAUUAAUGGCCAUUGCAUCUUGGGAAGGAUGGAAGAUGCAAAAGGAAUCCUAAGGGAUAUGGUUGAGAAGGGGUUAUCCCCUGAUGUAGUGAGUUAUAGUACUAUUAUAUCUGGAUUCUGUCGAAAUCAAGAGUUGGAAAAAGCUUUCCAAAUGAAGCUGGAGAUGGUUAAGAAGGGUGUCUCACCUGAUACUGUUACAUAUUCAUCACUUAUACAAGGUCUCUGUCAGCAGAGAAAAUUGGUGGAAGCUUGUGAUCUUUUUGAAGAGAUGUUGCAUGGUGGUCUCCCGCCUGAUGAAUUUUCUUAUACUACUUUGAUAAAUGCUUAUUGUGUAGAAGGUGAAUUGAGUAAGGCUCUUCAUUUGCACAAUGAAAUGAUACAGAAAGGUUUUCUGCCUGAUGACGUUACAUAUAGUGUACUUAUUAAUGGACUUAACAAACAAGCAAGGACAAGAGAAGCCAAGAAGCUUCUUCUGAAGUUGUUUUAUGACGAGUCCAUACCUAAUGAUUUGACAUAUAAUACUUUGAUUGAAAACUGCAGCAAUAUUGAAUUUAAAAGCGUGGUAUCUCUUGUCAAAGGAUUUUGCAUGAAGGGAUUGAUGAAUGAAGCAGAUCAAGUUUUUGAGACAAUGCUUCAGAAGAGUCAUAAGCCUGACGAGGCAGUUUAUAAUGUUAUUAUACAUGGACAUUGUAAAUAUGGAAAUGUUCAGAAGGCAUAUAAUCUGUACCAGGAGAUGGUGCACUUGGGUUUUAAUCCUCAUACAGUGACUGUUCUGGCUCUCGUGAAAGCUCUCACUGGAAAGGGGAUGGUUACUAAGAUGAGUCAAGUAAUACAAAACACAUUGAGUAGCUGUAGGCUUACUGAUGCUGAGCUGGCUAAAGUACUUGUUGAAAUCAACUAUAAAGAAGGGAACAUGGAUGCUGUUUUGAACGUACUAACUGAAAUGGCCAAGGAUGGCCUGCUACCUAAUGGUGGAAACUGUUCACAUCCUGCAGCAAGUACCUGAUUUCAUUGGUUCAAUGCCUCAAAACUCGUUACUUGGAAGUUGGAAGUUUGAAUUCUCUUUUAUUGCUACCAUCUGGCAUGACUGGGGGUAGAAGCUUGGAUUUCUUGUUUUCUUUUCUUUUCUUGGAGCUCCACUAUCAUUGCAGAUAACCUCAUUGCCCAGUAUCAUGAUGGAGUUAGAGCUUUUGGCUUGUAGAGAAAGGGGGCAUAUUAUAAUUUACACACAUCCAUAUGACCUUGCUCCACAAAGCUAGUAAUUCAGGCUAAGCCAGACAGAUUAGUCUGAACCGGCCCGAAAAAAGUUAGGACUGGGCUUGGCUAUAUGAGCUUUUUUAAGAAGUGAAAAAGUGACCAUUCCUCCUGAGAAAUCCUCCAUGACCGUAGAAGAAGCAGACAACACUAUAGUUCAAUGGGGUGCUACAGUGUAACUGACUUCCAUUUCUUAUUGUGUCAUGGUGAGAUUUUUCCAGAUGCUAUUUUCUUGAGCAGUUUGAGAUUGGCUUCAAAAGAAACAUUGUGAAGGGUAAAAAAAAGAGCCAUCAAGAGUCAUUGAUGCUGGGCAGUGGGAUAGUUUUAGCGAUGGAGAGAUUAGCUGAGGAUUUGGGGAUUUCAAAACGGGAUUUUGAGGAGAGGAUGCACGAACUAGACCAAGUGAAAGCAUCCCCGUGGACGGUGUUGUCUAUGUUGCCAUGUGCCUCCUUUUAUGUUUGCAUUAUAUUGAGGAAAUAAAGGAUAAGAAAUUAGCUGAGGCAGGUGUUCGGUUCGCUCUGUAUAAUUGCAUAGCAGAAUAUUGUUUUCCACCUCUUACAACCGUGUAUCAAGGUUUUCAUGCCUUAAUUUGAUCUAAUGAAUUUACUGCAAUAAUAGCUUGGUUACACUGUGA